Molecule: messenger RNA, 2508 nt
Organism: Pungitius pungitius (ninespine stickleback)
Lineage: Eukaryota; Metazoa; Chordata; Actinopteri; Perciformes; Gasterosteidae
Gene: wee2
Product: WEE2 oocyte meiosis inhibiting kinase
Exons: 12
Coding region: 121-1830 (569 amino acids)
Biological process (GO): negative regulation of G2/MI transition of meiotic cell cycle; regulation of meiosis I; protein phosphorylation
Cellular component (GO): nucleus; cytoplasm
Molecular function (GO): magnesium ion binding; ATP binding; non-membrane spanning protein tyrosine kinase activity
Source: RefSeq, a predicted model, not a curated record
GCUAGAUUGUGUUACUCCCGCGGUACAGUUUACUUAAGCCGGAAGUAAUUAGCCUACUAGGCGCGAAAUUCAAGCGUGGCUGUGACGGUGGUGAGGAGAUGCGCCUUGAUAAUCCCAAGCAUGGCAACGUUGUUUGACGAGAUCAGCCAGCAGCUGGACUUCACUAGCUGUGGAGAGGAGGGGACGAGCAGCGGCAACAGCUCCGACGACUGCGCCCCGAUGGUCCACAGUCCCCGGCUCCACAGUCCCCGGCUCCAAAGUCCCCGGCUCCACAGUCCCAGGCUCCACAGUCCCAGGCUCCACAGUCCCAGCUCUGCCUGCAGAACGCCCAGGGUGCAACGCCAACGCAGUAGAAGCAACACCUUGUGUUCCCCCUUGCAGUGCACAAGUCCUAUACCUUACGCAGCCUUGAAUAAACUGAGGCUCUGCGACUCUCCCAGCACACCCAAGAGUCUUCUGUCAAAGUCGUCCCAGCCGUGCUCCAGCACCAAGACAGGCCGCCCUAAGCGAACUUUGUGUUUCGCCUCAGCUCGUGUUAACUUCAUCCAGGCACCUUCUGUCAAUGUGAAUCCUUUCACGCCUGAAACCGUGCGCAGGAGCAGCGAGCAGCAGUGGAAGAACCGUUGUAGGAGUGAUAACGAUCAGGAUUAUGGACGCAGGUUGAAACACAGCCUAACGUCAUCUGAGGAGGAUGAUGACGCCUUUCUUCCUCCUAAGAGACGAGCUGUCCAAUCCCUCAUGCUGUCGCGCUACGAAAGCGAGUUCCUGGAGCUGGAGUGUAUUGGUGUGGGGGAGUUCGGGGCAGUUUACAAGUGUGUGAAGAGGCUGGAUGGUUGCUUGUACGCCAUAAAGCGCUCUCGCCAACCCCUGGCAGGCUCUACCAAUGAGCAGCUCGCCCUAAAGGAAGUGUAUGCACAUGCAGUACUUGGGCACCACCCACAUGUUGUUCGGUAUUAUUCAGCAUGGGCAGAGGACGAUCACAUGAUCAUUCAGAACGAGUACUGUGAUGGUGGAAGCCUCAGUGACGUCAUUGCGACAAGGAAGAUGCACGAUGAGAUAUUUUCAGAGGCCGAGUUGAAGGAUCUGCUCUUACAAGUGUCCAUGGGUUUAAAAUACAUCCACAGCUCCGGCCUCGUCCACCUGGACAUCAAACCUAGUAAUAUAUUCAUUUGUCAGCGCCCCAGUGCAAGUGCAGCGGGUGAAGGGGAGAGUGAAGAGGAAGAUGACCGAAGCACUUCAGCGGGAGUCAUUUACAAAAUUGGGGAUCUGGGCCAUGUGACCUCUAGCAGCAGUCCUCAAGUUGAGGAAGGGGACAGCCGCUUUCUGGCCACAGAGGUCCUGCACGAGGACUACAGUCACCUGCCGAGGGCCGACAUCUUUGCUCUUGGCCUUACAAUUCUGAGGGCCGCCGGUGCGCCGCCUCUGCCUCAAAAUGGAGACGAGUGGCACAGACUCAGAGAGGGAAAGCUCCCCAAACUGCCAAAGGAGCUGUCUCCUCCUUUCAGAGGCCUGCUUCAGUUGUUGCUGGAUCCUGACCUGACAAAGCGGCCGUCUGCCAGAGAACUCUGCAAGCACGCCGUCCUGCGGGAUGAUCUGACCGGGAGGGUCGCCGCUCGGCUGCGUAGAGAGCUUAAUGUAGAGAAGUUCAGGACAGCCAUGCUUGAAAAGGAGCUGCAGGAAGCUCGUCAGGCAGCUUUAUCGCCAAACCAGUACCACUGUCCUGGGCUGAAAUCUGCUAAGAUGGGGUCUUUACCCAAAGCUGGAAGGAGGCUUGUUGGUGGGAAGACGCUGCGGUCCAUGAGCUUCGGAUACUCUGUAAAUGGAGACUGAUGUGACUUGAUGACGCCCACAUGCUUGCCCUUUGCUCGGGUGAUACGCGAGUCCUUCUGCAAAUGGGCUGUGGUUAAAAUGCACAAAGUCUUUCAGAGGGCCAAAUUGCAACACGCAAUAAAGAUUUGGGGGGGGGGGGAACUGGACAUAAUUGGAUUGAAAGCUCUAAGUGUGAUGCAGAGGUUAAUUUUCAAAGGAUCUGACAAACUUUUUUUGUGCCAGAAGUGAGAUUUAACUGUGGCAGUUUAAUGUUUUUUUUUUUAACUGUAAAUAAAACUUUUAACCAUUUUAUCAGCUGGCUUUUACUUUUUAACUUAUUUUCGUCUAACACUAUGUAAUCCAAACGGCCCGUUAAAUAGACUGUUGGACUGAGUCACACAGGGACUUUCCACUGACUCUUUAUCUAGAAGUGCAGACCGCUGCAUUACUAGAGGUGGCCUUGGUAGUCGCUAUAAGCCUUUCCACUGCCUACUCAGUGAGGCAAGAGUGGGGUGGUGGAUUUGUUAUUCGUGAUGUUCUGCCCUACUUAUAAAAAACUUUAAAAAAAAAACACUGGCAUGUAAGUAACUAUCUGUACUAUAAAUUAGUUCAAAAGCUGUCCUGGAGACUAUACAAACACUGGAUCUUGCAGAGUUUGUUUUUGGUUGGAUACAUUACCUUUAAUAAAUCCUACGUUUU